AUGAGUUACCAACAAGCCCAGGAUAUGUAUCACGACAAUUCCUCAGCGCGUUCUCCUGGCUCUCAACGCCAUCAACAGCCUCUGCAUCGCCAGCCGUCGCGACAGUUUGAUGCCUACGGUCCAAUGCCGGUCAACCUUUACGAGGACCCCAUGGCUCGCUACGAUACCGGUCGACUGGAGCGCCUGAAUCCGUCGCUGCACAAUAACUCCUAUACCUAUGAUCUCUCCGGUUCGCAGACUUGGAAUCCAAAUGGCUUUGCCAACGCUCAGAGCCUUGGGGGUAUUCGCUCAGCAUCGGCCAGUCUGAAGACUACUUCUCGCACUGGUCGGGCAGGUCUUCCAACGACAUGGCUGGAUCAGCAACCAGGCAUCCCUAGUCCAUUUUCCAAUCUCGGGUCCAACCCCCUUCCAGGUAACUCGAUGCGUCCGGAAACUACCGGCCCAUCGGAGUCGGAAGACGAAUUGAUUCCCACUGCUAUUGUUAUCAAGAACAUCCCAUUUGCGGUGAAGAAGGAGCAGCUCGUCCAGCUGAUGACUGAAUUGAAUCUUCCCCUCCCUUAUGCCUUCAACUACCACUUUGACAAUGGCGUGUUUCGCGGGCUUGCAUUCGCCAACUUUACGUCUGCGGAGGAAACGGCGACCGUGAUUGAGGUCCUCAACCACUUUGAGCUUCAGGGGCGUAAACUCCGGGUCGAGUACAAAAAGAUGCUUCCCCUGCAGGAACGCGAACGCAUCGAACGCGAGAAGCGUGAGCGUCGCGGUCAGCUCGAGGAACAACAUCGGCCCAUGGCAACUUCUCAGCUUCAGACCCAGAGUUCUAUGUCAUCACUCACAUCGCACAUUCCGGCCACUUCCCCGUCUCCAGUCUCUCAGCGUGGUCAAAAGCUGGGUAAGUUCGGUUUCGGACCUGAAUCAGCUCCUCGUAACGCCUCUAAUCCUUCCCUUCACCUCGCAGAUGUCGAUCUGAACGAUAGUACUACUCUGUCGUACUACUCGCAGCUGUUGUUGUUUAAGGAAGAUCCUAGUCGCGAUACUUUGAUCUUCCCGGCCAACCUUUCCCCCGUUCAGCGUCGCACUGUUCACACUCUUGCUCACAACAUGGGUUUGGGCCAUGCCUCUCGUGGGUCUGGCGAUCAGCGCCAAGUUCAGGUAUUCAAGGUUGCUCCCGGCACCAACGUGAGCCCCCCUUUGUCCUCUAUUCCGGCUGCGGUCCAACCUGCGGAGACCGCUCGCCGUGGACUCAACCGUGCGGCUACCAUUGACUUCAGUGAGGCUCGUAAUGAGGGACCGGCCCAUUUUGGUACUCUACGUGGACAACCCUCCGGGUUCCUGGGCGUUUUGGACUCGCCAAGCAGCUUUGGAAACACGCAAAACUUGCGUGCAGCCAAGUCCUUUGCGGACCUGCGCUCUUACACCCCAUCUCCAGUCCCAUCGUCUGCAAGUUUCCCGGCCGCACUUCAGUCCAACGGCACACGUCUUCAGCACUAUGAUGGUGCCACCAGUGGUGCUUCCAACACGCCAACUUUGACGCCUGCUCCAUCAGGUUCCUCUCUCGGCAUGCAGCGCGACGAUAACCUGUUAGUCAACAGUUUGAGCAGCCUUUCUUUGGGUACUGGGAUUGGAGGACCAAAUUCGAGUCCAAGGAGACUGAGGGGUAUGUUCUCUUGGGAGGAAAGCCAACCUUCCAGCGCUGGACCCAUUGGUAGUAACCGAACCAUCGGAGUUGGAUUUGACGGUCAGUCACAGGAGCGCAUGCCCAUUAGGCAGCCGAGAGGCCCCAUGCCCGAAAAGGGCCCAGGAUUCCGACGUCAGAAUGGACACCAGUCCCGUGGUAGUGACGAAUUACGCACCAGUUCCGGUGUCGAAAUCAUUGUGGAGUAA
Molecule: messenger RNA, 1881 nt
Organism: Aspergillus ochraceoroseus IBT 24754
Lineage: Eukaryota; Fungi; Ascomycota; Eurotiomycetes; Eurotiales; Aspergillaceae
Product: putative R3H domain protein
Exons: 2
Coding region: 1-1881 (626 amino acids)
Cellular component (GO): nucleus; cytoplasm
Molecular function (GO): mRNA binding
Source: RefSeq, a predicted model, not a curated record